Molecule: messenger RNA, 3290 nt
Organism: Capra hircus (goat)
Lineage: Eukaryota; Metazoa; Chordata; Mammalia; Artiodactyla; Bovidae
Gene: ALDH4A1
Product: aldehyde dehydrogenase 4 family member A1
Exons: 15
Coding region: 258-1949 (563 amino acids)
Molecular function (GO): L-glutamate gamma-semialdehyde dehydrogenase (NAD+) activity
Source: RefSeq, a predicted model, not a curated record
CCCUUCGGGGCUUCGCUCUUGGGCUGCUUUGCCCUGCGUCAUAUGAUAGCGUUCUUCGUCAGGCCCUCGGGGGAGAAUUCUUCUAUUAGCAGGAGGCAAACACAGAGGCGUUUAGGCUGGGCCUGACUUGGAGGGCGGCCGAGGCGGCAGUACCCCCCCCCCCCAGCCCACCGAGGUGGUGCGCUCCAGGCGGGGCGGUGCAGUCCAGUGGCUCCAAGCGGGGCCGGUCCAGCGAGCGGCAGCGCGGGGAUCCCAGGAUGCUGCUGCGUUCGGCCGCGCUCUGCCGCGCCCUGCUGGCCCGCCGGGGCAGGGCGGCCGGGCUGUGUUGGAAGCACGUCUCCUCCGUCCAGGUGGCCAAUGAGCCCGUGCUGGCGUUCACGCAGGGCAGUCCCGAGCGAGACGCGCUGCAGAAGGCCCUGAAGGAGCUGAAGGGCCAGACGGAGGCCAUCCCGUGCGUGGUGGGGGACGAGGAAGUCUGGACCUCAGAUGUGCGGUACCAGGCAUCGCCCUUUAACCAUGGACACAAGGUGGCCAAGUUCUGCUACGCAAACAAGGCCCUGCUCCACAGAGCCAUCGGGGCCGCCUUGGCCGCCAGGAGGGAGUGGGACCUGAAGCCUGUGGCUGACCGGGCGCAAGUCUUCCUGAAGGCAGCCGACCUGCUGAGUGGGCCGCGCAGGGCUGAGGUCCUGGCCAAGACCAUGGUGGGGCAGGGGAAGACGGUGAUCCAGGCGGAGAUCGACGCUGCGGCUGAACUCAUCGACUUCUUCCGCUUCAACGCCAAGUUUGCCGUGGAGCUGGAAGGCGAGCAGCCCCUCAGCGUGCCGCCCAGCACCAACAGCGUGCUGUACCGGGGACUGGAGGGCUUCGUGGCGGCCAUCUCCCCCUUCAACUUCACUGCGAUCGGCGGCAACCUGGCAGGGACUCCAGCCUUGAUGGGCAACGUGGUCCUGUGGAAGCCCAGCGACACCGCCAUGCUGGCCAGCUAUGCCGUCUACCGCAUCCUCAGGGAGGCCGGGCUGCCCCCCAACAUCAUCCAGUUUGUGCCAGCUGACGGGCCCACCUUCGGGGACACUGUCACCAGCUCAGAGCACCUGUGUGGCAUCAACUUCACGGGCAGUGUGCCCACUUUCAAGCACCUGUGGAAGCAGGUGGCCCAGAACCUGGACCGAUUCCGAACCUUCCCCCGCCUGGCUGGAGAGUGCGGGGGCAAGAACUUUCACUUUGUGCACCGCUCGGCCGACGUGGACAGCGUGGUGAGUGGGACCCUGCGCUCGGCCUUCGAGUACGGCGGCCAGAAGUGCUCGGCCUGCUCCCGCCUCUACGCGCCCCGCUCGCUGUGGCCGCAGAUCAAAGGGCGGCUGCUGGAGGAGCUCAGCGGGAUCAAAGUGGGCAAUCCUGCAGAGGAUUUUGGGACCUUCUUCUCUGCCGUGAUUGAUGCCAAGUCCUUCAGCCGCAUCCGGAAGUGGCUGGGGCACGCCCGCUCCUCGCCCAGCCUCACGAUCCUGGCCGGGGGCCAGUGUGACGACUCUGUGGGCUACUUUGUGGAGCCGUGCAUCGUUGAGACCAAGGACCCCCAGGACCCCAUCAUGAAGGAGGAGAUCUUUGGUCCCGUGCUGGCCGUGUACGUCUACCCGGACGAGGAGUACAAGGAGACGCUGCGGCUGGUCGACAGCACCAGCAGCUACGGCCUCACGGGGGCAGUGUUCGCCCAGGAUAAGGACGUUCUCCAGGAGGCCACAGAGCUGCUGAGGAACGCUGCGGGCAACUUCUACAUCAACGACAAGUCCACCGGCUCGGUGGUGGGCCAGCAGCCCUUUGGGGGAGCCCGAGCCUCGGGGACCAACGACAAGCCAGGCGGCCCCCACUAUGUCCUGCGGUGGACGUCGCCCCAGGUCAUCAAGGAGACGCACGGGCCUCUGGGGGACUGGCGCUACCCAUACAUGCAGUGAGCCCCGCUCGGCGCCUCCGCCGCCCGUCCGUCCGUCCAGACGACUGACCUCGGUGCACUGACUGCACCCCAUGCUUCCACCCCACCCCCCAUGGGGCGACCUCUUUCUAUCGAGUCCUGCCCCCUGCCCCGCAUCGGCCUGCGUGCUGGCCUGUCCCACCCCUUAGAGUCAGGUGUGGGCUCUGGGUUGAGAUCACGCUGUGGGGAGGCAUAGGGCUGCCAGCCCUGCCCCCAAAGAGUGUCCUAGAAAUUCCGCCUGGUGGGUGUGACCUUGGUGCCUGACUGGUUCUCCAUCGGCCCCCUUCUCGCCGCUCUCUGCUGUGCCCAGGGUCUCAGGGGCCUGGGGCGUGGCGGUGGAGAAACUCGCGGAUCUGCAGGAGGAGGCGGCAGCUCUGGGCACCCUGGCACGCUGCACCCACCGAGGCCCCUGGCUUCUCUGGGUCUUCAGGGUUAGGGGUGACCAGGGUGGCCUGCAGGCUGCCAUGUUGUCACAGGUCGUGGGGGCACCAGCUGGCCUUGGCCUGCUUGGUUCGUGCUGCUCUCUAGCUCUUUGCCCAGACGCCCCUGUGCCAGCAGGUACCCACCUGUGCCAGCAGGUACCUGCGCCCAACCCAACGCCUUAGACCCGUGUGCCUUGCUCCCGAGUGCCUGAGCUCCCCGGAGGCCCUCAGAUUCCUGGCAGUCUCCAGGCGGUGGGGCUGGGGGCUUCUGCCGUCCACCUGCCAAGGUGCCGGUCCUUCCUGUCGGGCCUGUGAGGUUGGCAGACCUUGGGGACCCUUCCUGCCGCUUCCUUAGCUCUUGGGUCCUGCCUCGAGAGCCUCCGUUGGCCUGGGGCUUCCUGCAGGAGCUCAGUGCCCACUGGCCCAGGUAGAUGGUACCCCUACCUUCCCCAGCGCCCCGAGACUUCACCUCGGGUCCCCAUCUGGCCUGGCUGAGGCUCACGUGUAGAAUCGUUCCUCCCUGGCAUGUCCGUGGCUCUGUGUGUGGACUGGCCCCUUGGAGGCCUGUUCCUCGAUGCAGCUGAUCGGGGGACACUCAGACGCAUCCUGGGUGGGUUCUGGGCGGUCAGGUAAGAGGCCACUCUGGGGACAGUUUUUAGGGGGCCCUCCUCAGGCACAGCUGGCGUGGGGCCCCCGUGGGGCUGGGGUGGCCAUUCCCCCAGUGCGUGGUCACACGCCGUGGCCCGCGGUCAGGACUGGGCCUGAUGCCAACAGGGUUUCUCACGGGGGCCAGGACGGGUGGCGGGCAGGCCGGAGGCGGUCCUGGUUCUCCUCAUUCUGCACUGUGAGGUGGCCGUGGGAUGUGCCCUGACGCCACCUAAUAAAAUGUCUCUCCCUUAACC